UUCGGCCCCGCUCGGAAAUCUUCGCCCAUUUCCGGAGUGCGACGGCGGCUGCUCUACUCUCGCAGCGCCACACAACACCGCACCGCAGUCAGGCGAGCACAAGUCGGGCACACCUGGUCGAAAGCUCCGCUAUGUAACUUUCAGGAAGUAAACAAACGGACACAGGAGUCGUUUUUCGCCAAUCUUGCGCUCGUCUGCCAAAACCUCCCGGGGCGAGAAGCCGAGGAAUGCGGCGCCUUUAGUGGAGGAGAAAGUUACUGUUGAAAUUGAUACUAAAAAAGCGAACAUGGCCACCGGCGGCUUCAAGUCGAGCGCCACUACAGACUUCCUGGAGGAGUGGAAGGCCAAACGGGAGAAGAUGAGAGCCAAAAUGCUGGGGGACAUCGCCGCCGCCACCGGGGCGGGUUCGUCGGGGAACUGCCACACGGCGGAGGAACCGCACAACCCCAAGAGCGAAUCGCCGGAGCGGGGAAGCCCGACCGAGUCUCCGUCGCCGUCCGGGAAAAGCAAGGAGAAAAAGAGCAGCGGGCCCAGCGCCAGGAAGGGCAAAGGGCAGAUCGAGAAGAGGAAGCUGAGGGAGAAGAGGAGGUCCACAGGUGUGGUCAGCAUGCCGUCCAACGAGAGCCUGGACGAACUGGAUGACGACGACGGCGGGGAAAAGGACGGGCGGGAGGAAGAGGAGGAGCGGCUGGUCCUGGCCAACACCUUCCAGAACGAGGCCAUGACGGCGGAUCCGUCUACCGGUCUGGUUGCGGAGAACAUGGGAAGAUCUGCGAAUAGUCGCUCUAAAAGCUGCAGCAGCGCCGACGAGGAGAGCCGGCAUCGCCAGGGCCGCCACGUCAGAGACGCCGCGCCGGGGAGUCUGGAAAAAAGGCUGGAGGAGCUGGAACAGGAGCUGCUCCGGGAGCGCCAAGAGAACGAGCGUCUCCUGAAGGCCCACCAAGAAAAAGACGAUGUCAUCGAGAAGCUCAAGGAGGAGAUGGACCUCCUCUACCGGGACUUGGACGACAUCGAAGACGAAAACGAGCAGCUGAAGCAGGAGAACAAAACUCUCCUGAAGGUGGUCGGUCAGCUGACCAGGUAGAAGGACGCGUUCAACUUGUCGGAUGCCUUCGACGUCUACUUAGCAUCCAAAUAAUUUAACAAUCACACGAGCCAAGUGCGGCUCUGGAGCCGCAGCUCGGGCAUAUAUCAACGGCAACGAAAGCGUUCAUGUAAAUAUUUUUUGUACAUAUCGACGUUUAGACGGAUCAUUGGCAAACCGGCCCGCAAAAUGAGCUUUCCGGGUCUUUGAACGCAUCGUUUUUGUGGUUUUGGUUUCUCUUUUUAAAAAGCGUUGCAUGAUGCUUAUCAGUGUUUAAUAAAACUUUGAUUAUCUCCC
This is a messenger RNA of Corythoichthys intestinalis (scribbled pipefish), 1381 nucleotides long. It is a transcript of the gene pawr, whose product is annotated as PRKC, apoptosis, WT1, regulator. The transcript is spliced from 8 exons. Gene Ontology annotation, cellular component: cytoplasm. Gene Ontology annotation, biological process: apoptotic process; positive regulation of apoptotic process. Lineage: Eukaryota; Metazoa; Chordata; Actinopteri; Syngnathiformes; Syngnathidae. The record is from RefSeq and is a predicted model, not a curated record. Bases 287 to 1084 code for a protein of 265 amino acids.